Molecule: messenger RNA, 1326 nt
Organism: Scleropages formosus (Asian bonytongue)
Lineage: Eukaryota; Metazoa; Chordata; Actinopteri; Osteoglossiformes; Osteoglossidae
Product: alpha-1A adrenergic receptor-like
Exons: 2
Coding region: 1-1326 (441 amino acids)
Biological process (GO): cell-cell signaling; positive regulation of MAPK cascade; positive regulation of cytosolic calcium ion concentration
Cellular component (GO): plasma membrane
Molecular function (GO): alpha1-adrenergic receptor activity
Source: RefSeq, a predicted model, not a curated record
AUGGUUCCUCAGAGUGAGGGCGUGACCUCAGACUUCUUGACCUGGAACUGCUCCAACUGCAGCCAGGCCUCAGUCCCAGACCUCAAUGUGCCCAAGGUGGUGGUGCUUGGUUUAGUGUUGGGGGUAUUCCUUGUGUUUGGGGUGCUGGGCAAUGUGCUGGUCAUCCUGUCGGUGAUGUGCCACCGGCACCUUCGCACUGCCACCCAUUACUUCAUUGCCAACCUGGCAGUAGCUGAUCUGCUGCUCAGUUCUGCUGUGCUGCCCUUCUCAGCAAUUUUCGAAAUGCGUGGCCACUGGCUGUUUGGCCGGGCACUCUGCAAUGCCUGGACGGUCCUGGACGUACUCUGCUGCACUGCUUCCAUCCUGAGCUUGUGCGCCAUCUCGGUGGACCGCUGCUUGGGAGUGAGCUACCCACUGCGCUACCCAGCCAUAGUAACAGAACGCCGGGGGCUGCUGGCUCUGGCUGCUGUCUGGGCCCUCUCCACCGCCAUCUCUGCAGGACCGCUCCUGGGCUGGAGGGAGCCAGCACCUGAGGAUGAGUCCAUAUGCGCCGUCAACCAGGAGCCAGGCUAUGCUAUCUUCUCUGCUGUGGGAUCCUUCUACCUGCCACUAGUCAUCAUCCUGGUCAUGUACUGCCGUGUGUAUGUGGUGGCGCGGCGUGAGACCCUGGGCCUUCGUGAGGGCCACAAGGCUGCAGGCUCAGACCUUGAGGGUGUGACGCUGCGCAUGCACCGUGGGGCUGUAGCCAUCCCGGACGAUGAGGCACUGCGCAGUCGUACGCACUUCACCCUGCGCCUGCUCAAGUUCUCCCAUGAGAAAAAGGCAGCCAAGACUUUGGGCAUUGUGGUGGGCUGCUUCGUGCUCUGCUGGCUGCCCUUCUUCCUGGUACUGCCCAUUGGCUCGAUGUGCCCCUCCUACAGGCCCUCGGACACGGUCUUUAAGGUCACCUUCUGGCUGGGCUAUUUCAACAGUUGCAUCAACCCCAUCAUCUACCCCUGCUCCAGCAAGGAGUUCAAAAGGGCCUUCCAGAAUGUUCUACAUGGCCGCUGCCUCGGCCGCAUGCCCAGACCAGCCAAACCACACUGCCCAUUUACUGGCAAUACUGGGCCUGCAGACCCUCUGUCAGUUCGGGCUCAGGCGGUACACGCUUGUGCAUCCUGCAGGCAGUGGAAGACCACUCCUAUGUCCUCUCCUCCGGAAUCUGCCCGAUUCCACGGCAAGAGCCUGCUGAAGACAUGUUGCUGCGUUUCCGGGGCAAUGCCCGUGACGGUACCUAUCUCCAAGACUCACCACAUUACCCCACGUAAGACCGGCGAGCCUGUGUGA